Symbiodinium natans is the source of this 612-nucleotide messenger RNA. The record is from the annotation of a GenBank genome assembly. NCBI's taxonomy places the organism in Eukaryota, Dinophyceae, Suessiales, Symbiodiniaceae.
AUGCUACACCUCUUGCACGGAAAAAAUGGAUGUUUCAAGAUCAGAACACAUUUCGGAAACUAUCGUCUUUUCAAUCACAUCUCCAAAGGUUUCGACUUUGGCGGCUUCGCAGCACAGCGUGCCUUCGUUCGGGAGCCGCGCGUCGCAGCGCUGCUUGUGGACGGAGUCGUGCACGACUUCGAGGCGUUGAUGCGAGCUUACGUGGUACGUGUUCUGGGCAGCUGGAAUUCGCCACUGUUCGCAGACCUGCUUACUCGGCAGGUACAGAGCCGCUGCGAGUUCAAUUUGCAGACAAGGCUCAGUGAGGUAAGCUUGAGAGCCAGCUUUGCCGAUCGUGUGGCAAACAAUGCCACUCGCAUUGGCGUCAUUCGCUCCUUAGAUGAUGCCGCGAUGCCCAGCGACGAGCAGUACAACUUGCUGGUCUCCUCAGUGUCGCUGAACGACCAAAUGCAAGCUCCGAGGAGUUUCAGCUGGGCUUCCAACUACACAGUUCCGGCCAGCGAUGCCUGCGACGAGCAGACGGCGCUGCACCUCUUGUCUCCGGCAGAGUACCAAGCGCGCCUCUGUGAGUUCUUCGGGGACGUUUUUUCUCUUGGAGCUAGCUGCAGGUAA